CUAGAAAUUGAAAUUGUAUAUAUCUGUAUACAAUUCCGACUUCAUCCUUUCAAUGAUCCAAAAGCAUUCAAUUGAUGCCACAAUUGAUGGCCUUUCUCUAUGUGUCACCGAAGGCAAAUUAUGCUCUUCCAAGGUUUAUGAUUGCUUAGAAUUAAAGGGUGAACCGGAAACUGUACCACACAUAUUAUUUGGUUGUCAAUUUUCAGGAGCUAUUUGGAGUAGAGUGCGCAUAUGGAUUGGAUUGCAUAGACAGAUGACUACAUUGGAUAGCUCGGUGAAAUGGAUCAAGAAAGACCAUGGAGGAGCAGGAAUCAAAGCUAAAACAGUCUGGAUUGCCUUCAUCUAUACCGCCUACUGGAUAUGGAGAGUUAGAAAUGCAACCAAAUUUGAUGGUGCCACACUGAAAGAGGAGGAUGUUUUUGCUAGGAUCAAAUAAAUGGUCUAUAAGAUCCUUUCCAACAUUUACUCAUUUGAGCUCAUUAUCUAUUGAUACUUUGGUGCAUUAGAGUUUGGCCAUGUGUGAUUAUUGUGUAUAGUUUUUGAGGUGAUGGAUAAUCCUUUCUUGGAUAGUCCCAUUUUUUGCUCCCAUUUUUUGCUCCCCAUAUACCUUUAAACAUGUGCAUUAAAGAAGACAACGGUAAUUAAAGGUUUUGCUCGAGUGCAACUUCCUAAAAC
Cuscuta epithymum is the source of this 675-nucleotide messenger RNA. NCBI's taxonomy places the organism in Eukaryota, Viridiplantae, Streptophyta, Magnoliopsida, Solanales, Convolvulaceae. The record is from the annotation of a GenBank genome assembly.